GUCUACGUUUUUUCCAGUCACACACAGAGUCACUCACUCACACAUCACAUCAUCAGUCGCCAUGGGCAGCGGAGAGUUUUCAAGCGGUUCGUUGGAGGAGCGUCUUGCCGCUGAGCAAGCGCGCAGUGCCGAGCUCGAGCGCCGUCUGCAGGAGGCCCAGCUGCGGCUGCAGGUGCUCGUGGGCAAGGACAAGCACGGCGCAUUGAAUCUCGACACUCCCCUCAAAGCGACUGCCGCCGCCGCCGCCGCCGCCUCAGCCACUGCUGCUACCGAGUUUGAGUUUGACUCGAUUGAAAGCGCGCUCGUUGACUUUGCCGCGGGCAAGUUUGUCGUUGUCGUGGACGACGUCGACCGCGAGAACGAAGGCGACUUGAUCAUUGCCGCCGAAGCAAUGACGCCAGAGAAGAUGGCGUUCAUGAUCCGUCACACCAGCGGCGUCAUCUGCACACCCAUGCUUGGAUCACGCAUCGAGCAGCUCAAUCUUCCCAUCAUGGUCGAGAACAACACCGACCGUCACCGAACGGCCUUUACCGUCACCGUCGACUUCCGCCAUGGCACUUCGACCGGCAUCUCUGCCGCCGACCGCUCGGCCACCUCCGUCGCGCUCACCAACCCUAACGUUACCGGUGACGAUUUCUUGCGCCCCGGUCACAUCUUCCCGCUGCGUGCACGAGAGCGUGGUGUGCUCGAGCGUAUCGGACACACCGAGGCGUCUGUCGAUCUCUGCCGCUUGAGUGGACUCCAACCCGUGGGUGUCUUGUGCGAAAUCGCCAAGGACGACGGCACUAUGGCUCGCCGUGAUUACCUCGAAGUGUUCUCGCGCGAGCACGGUCUUAAGAUGAUUACAAUUGCCGACCUUGUCAAGUACCGACAAGCGCUCGAAAGCAAGCAGUAAUCGAGAGGAGCGUACACUCUCUGGCAUUUUCUCUCUCUCUUUCUCCCUCUCCCUCUUUUCUCACUCAUUGUUUAAUGAUCUCUUUUCCCUUCCCCAAAUUGUUUGUUGUUGAGCUGUGUCGUUAUUUGUCGCCUGGUAGGCUUGUACCAAUCCCUCCCCCCAUCCCUACGUCCACCCUUGAUCCGCCCACUCAGCUCUGAGAUUGUCUUUGUUUCCACCAAGCAAACUGCCCAGACGCGCUCACUCAGAUCGAACUUUUGCACAAAAAAGCAAUUGUCGAGUUCUAUUUGUUUUGUGCUGCGUCAUGGGCAAGUGCUGGAAUUUCACCGUCAAUUGCAUAAAGCUCGUGCAAGGAAUCCACCACGAAUAAAAGAAGAAAAGAUUAAUGAUGCUUCUCAAA
Messenger RNA from Capsaspora owczarzaki ATCC 30864, 1295 nucleotides. Its product is annotated as 3,4-dihydroxy-2-butanone 4-phosphate synthase. Lineage: Eukaryota; Filasterea; Ministeriida; Capsasporidae. Gene Ontology annotation, biological process: riboflavin biosynthetic process; aerobic respiration. Gene Ontology annotation, molecular function: 3,4-dihydroxy-2-butanone-4-phosphate synthase activity. Bases 62 to 895 code for a protein of 277 amino acids. Gene Ontology annotation, cellular component: cytosol; mitochondrial intermembrane space. The record is from RefSeq and is a predicted model, not a curated record. The transcript has 6 exons.